AGUAAUCAUCAGAUUUCCUUUGUUUUUAUAACCGAUCGGCUUCUUUCGAAAAAAAGGGUCCUCUUACUGCAGAAAAAAACAUUAGAUUAUUUUCUCUCUUUUUUUCGCAUUCCUCACAGAAAAAAAGUGACUAAGAAAAUUCGGAUUCUAUGCUAGGAAAAAAUUGAAAAAAGUUCGAACUUUAACCGCAAUCCUGAAACCGGAAAAGGAAAAUCGCUCAGCCGUGGAUCACUUAAGCGAAGGAGGGCGAACGGCGGUCUCCAGGACCCGAAAAACGCGCCGUAAGAAAUCCAGAAACUCGGUCGGAAAGGCAAAGAUGGCAAGUUCGGCGGAAUUUAAUAAGGAGACGCAAAAAAUGGGGCAAAUUGCCUCGGUUCACUUGCCCAGUUCUGCCCCGGCAAUUUCAAAUCAGAAUUUAUCUUCUCAGCCGAUGCGUCCCAGGUCACUUUACACGGCCCACAGUUAUCACGCUCAACCCGAGGAGAACUUUCAGAGGUAUGGUGAAUUUUCAAAGUACUUCGAGACGCCUCCUUCGGACCAGUGGAAUGGAAUUGGGCCCACAACCUAUUCAUCUUCAGCUGCCGUUUGGCGACAACCCAGAAAUCCAAAAUCGAUUUCAAUCCCCUAUUAUGCCACGGAGGAGGCUUGUAUUUAUACAGAAAAUUGGCGAGAUCAUGAUACGGAUGCAACUGCGGGAGCAGCAGUUGCAACUCCACAUGGGACUAUUUCUUUGAGACUUCACAAUCGAAUCCGAGUCGAUAUGACGAUCGAUCGGGCCGUCAGGGUCAUUAAUUUCAAGAAUAAUAUUGUCCUGGCCUUGAGCGGUUCCGGAGCUGCAGCAGCCCUUUUGCACCCCAACGGAAGAAUUUACCAAUAUGGUUCUCGGGUAGAAAUCCUGGCUCACGAUACACACGGCAAUAACAAAUACGCGAAGAUGUGGUACAAGGGCGUCAGUUUCACUUCGGAACUUUGCGCUCUUGUUUACCUCGUGGAUGCCGCGGGAACCAGGACUACGACGGAUUCCUUUUCUGAUAUGAGUCAGAUUUACUCCCAAAUUACAAAAUAUUUUUGGCCAAAAACUUGGGAAAAGCAAAAAAAACAUAAGAACGAAUGUCCCGGAUCUAAUCUUGUUUCUAGACAACAUCGAAUCGCGAGGAAUAGCAACAAAUAUCAGCUGCGAACGUCGCCCAGUAACGGAACAGCUUCUCUCACAACCCCAUUCCUGCAUUGCACCGCCUCUCUCGGGCAAACCUCGCACUUAUUUGUGCGCCGCGGCGAGCGAAGAAUGCACUACGACGGCACGAGUUUCAUCGUGAGAAACGCCGGUCACAGCGCCGGUUUCGACGACAACAACCAGCUCAAGGUUUACUAAAAUUCAGAAGGUUCGCCGGCCGGAAGAAUUUUGACUCUUGUCAAGUCCGCCUGAGCAUCUGCAGGACAACAGUUAAUCAAUUAUCAUCGUGCGUUUGAUUGAAAGGCGCCAUCGCGCGCCCCUCGCGGAGGAAAAGAGAAGCUCGUGAAAUGAGAAGCUGUAGACUUGCCGAUCUUUUUUUUUUACGUUUAGAAAUUUAAUUGAAUUGAAGAGUUUUCCGUGAGGGAAUAAAUAAAGCCUUACCU
This is a messenger RNA of Belonocnema kinseyi, 1617 nucleotides long. RefSeq lists its product as uncharacterized. Bases 317 to 1372 code for a protein of 351 amino acids. NCBI's taxonomy places the organism in Eukaryota, Metazoa, Arthropoda, Insecta, Hymenoptera, Cynipidae. The record is from RefSeq and is a predicted model, not a curated record. The transcript has 7 exons.